Molecule: messenger RNA, 852 nt
Organism: Notechis scutatus (mainland tiger snake)
Lineage: Eukaryota; Metazoa; Chordata; Lepidosauria; Squamata; Elapidae
Source: RefSeq, a predicted model, not a curated record
CCUUGCUGGGUGGAUGACUGGGCGCCGUCAGCCUCUCCGGCCAAAGGGAAGCAGGAAGGGCGAAGGCAGUGGAUCCUCCUGGAACAAGUCGGGAGGCUUUGUCGAUCCCUUGCGGGACAUACCUCCCUCCUCUUUCCCCUCUCUCACUCGGCCCAGGGACCAAAGCCCCCCUGCCAGCUGCAUGAAGGCUCGGACAGGGCUGGUCAUCUGGGCGUCCUGCUCAGAAGGCGGCCAGUCCCCUCUGGCCGCCGGCCGCCCGCGAAGGGAAGAAGCCAUGCCGCCCGACGCAGCAGCCAACCCGGAGUACGCCUUGUGCCAGGCUUACGUGCGCCUGAAGGGACUGGCCGUGCUCGCCGUGGGUACGGGAGCGGCCUUUGCGGUUCUCAGGAAGCCCCUUUCCCUCCCCUGGAGCGCGCUCUUCUCCCUGGCUCUGGUUGGCUUACCCACCUAUGCAAUUACCCGGAGGCAGCUGAAGAACUGUGCUGACUUGUGGGACUUCCAGACCACCCCCUCCAAAAAAGUAGCCCAAAGGUGAGAGCAGGGCAAGGUUGGAGCAGUUCAAAGGCUUGCAGCCAUAUUGCAAAUCCCAACCGGGCAGGACACAAGGCCUGACUGUUCACACCCAACAGCUCACCUGCCAGCAAGUGGUGAAGCAUCAGGUGCCCUCCAAGCAGCGUUUCGGGAGCUGCUUCCUUUUUCGGCUUUAUUCUCCUCAAAAGACAGGCGCUCCACCUUCCUUCAGGCAGCAGGAGAGCAACAGUCCGGUGGCUGAGAUGGGCUGGCACCUUUAUGGGCACUGGAUCCAGUCAGGCCCCUGGUUUCACCACAGCCCAGAGUGGGAAAGUGACGUUU